AUGCCUCUGUUGAUGUGUCCGCCACCUCGACACAGCAGCACCCCGGUGACGAGACGCUUGGUGACAGCGGAAGUGUCGCCUCCCGAGGCGACUUCGACGGAGAGGGAGAGAGCGGGUUCCCCGACGGAAAGCCCAGCAGCUCGCGAGAGUGCGCCCUCGCCGGUAGUCGAAGACCAGGCCACAAUUGCUCAACGCGCCAAGCAGGAAGCGCACAACGACCGCAUCGUGGCCACUUUCAACAGCGUCAUGCUCGCCGACGGCCUGAAGGUGCUCAAGCACCACCGCCGCAGCUCCAAGAAGGCCGCGAGCCGCGUCAUCCGCUUCGUGCCCGACUACGGAGGGGCCCUUGUGUGGGACAAGCCUCUCCGUCAGCCCGGGGCCAAGGCUAGCAGGGUCCCGCUCGACGCCAUCACCCAGGUCGAGCUCGAGGCGCGCAUCGUGUGGAUCUCGGCGGGUGACGAGCGCGUUGGCUUCGAAACGUCCAAGACGGAGGACGCGGACCUCAUGUACCAAGCGAUUUGCAUCCUUGUCGAUAGGUGCCACGCGUGAGCACAUCUCCAAGUCGUGUCGAGGGAGGGAGGGGAGGAAGUGGGAUAAAAAGCCUGGACCAAAAGUCUGGUUCAUAGAGAAGGGGCGCCGCUGUGCCUCUUGAACGGCACAAGAGGCAUCACGAGGGAGCAAGGCGCGCUGUUGGAGAGGUCGCGGUUGGAUGAGUUGAAGAGUCGCUGCCGCCGGUAGUUCAAUGGCCAUGAGUCUGCCGUUCAUCCAGUGCCAUGCUCGUAUGGGUUGUGGUGCGUGUCGGGGGGGGUACGCCGGAUUGUUGCAGCACCUGGCAGUGUUUUUGUGUAAAUUUUGAGGCAGCGAGGCGCACAAGGGAAAACCGUUUUUUUUGUUAGUGUGACAUGUACCCAGGGCAUAUUUUCGAGAGAAGACAUGAAAAAACAACACACGCUUUGCUCUCUCGCUGGACUGUGUACUGUAUUGCUCGCGUGCCCAUGCUUUUUGCCGCUCCUUGUGUUUUUAACGCAAGCAACUGCUGCUGUGGGUGGUGCGUGGUUGGUAGUGUCGAACCCCCGUUGGUCGUUUUUCGUCGUCAGCGCCAAGCAGCAGCACCGACGCGUUUUGCCUUCUUUUUUUUUCUGGAUUUCUUGAACGUUUUCGUGUUUUCUCCGCCUUGUCGCUUCUCCGCGAGUGGCAUCAGGCGUUUGUGUCUGUCAUGUAUGCGACAACUCAGGGCGGCCGCCGUAAGUCGGGCUCCUCUUGGGUCAACCUGUUCUUAUUCUUUCGUUCGUCGCCUGCCUUCCACAACAACGAUAUAUUCCAAAUGCU
Molecule: messenger RNA, 1329 nt
Organism: Ectocarpus siliculosus
Lineage: Eukaryota; Phaeophyceae; Ectocarpales; Ectocarpaceae
Source: the annotation of a GenBank genome assembly